GACAAGCUCACUGCUUGAUUGCAUCACAUCCGAGGGAGAGAACGAGAGGGUGUGUGUUUUUUUCUUAGGAAGGUGAAUCAGGUCUGAAAGAGGAAGCAGGGUGUCAUGAAGGCGUGUUAGCCACCAGUCACAGUGCAGUGAGUCAGUGUCUCUGUCUAGUGCUUCCACGAGGACUCUGGGAAAUGAAUCUUAUACUAUUCCUGCUCUUGGCAUUGACAGCUAGCUGGACUGGACUUGUUCAAUGUGAAGACGAUGAAGAGACAAAGGAAGAUUAUCCCUCUGAAGACUCAGUGUUAGGUCCCAUUUCAGAGGGUAAAGAAGAAAACUCAGAUAAUCACGGGGAUGGCUCUGGAGAUGGCAGGCGCCAAGUUGUAGGUUCCUUGGAUUCAGUCUCCACACCAAGCAGUGACUCAGAUAAUAAUCAGGAAACAGAGCCGACUACUGAGACUAAGAAAGAGACGGAUACAGAGACGGAUACAGAGACAGAUACAGAGACAGAUACAGAGACAAAUACAGAAGCAGACGCAGAGGAUCUCAACCCAGUAAUCAUGAUCAUCAUUCCUCUAGUUCUCACACUCGUCAUCAUCGCUGUAAUCGUGUGUGUAGUAAUGAUCUACCGCAGGAGGAGAAUAAAAGCUGACACAAAAGAAGAUCCUUAUCUGGAUCAUGAAGACCACGAAAAAGUGCCAAUGCCCAUGUUUGACGAUGAUAUCCCAUCAGUAAUGGAGCUGGAAAUGGAAGAUCUAGAAAACUGGAUGGCAAAAGAUGGAGGCAAGAAGGUGGACACUGGCCAAAUAUAAUGAAUAGCAUUUCAGAAGCCUCAUCUGUCCUCAGAUCCAGACACAGUGGACUAUUUUUAGGGAUUUGUCAUUCGGAAAACUUUCCCAGUGCUUUUAGAUUGUUUCAUAAUGCCAUAACUUUAUACAUAUAAUAAUAUAAUAUAAUAUAUAUAUAUGUAUUGCCAUUUGGAUGAGAAAAAGGCAGGUUUGCAGAUCAAAGUUUUUCUGUCUGUUGCACUGAUCAGGAUCCAACAGUUCACUGGAAGCCGAUACGUUCUUCUGUGCUUAUGAUAUUUCAGAUAUUUUCACCACUUUUUGACGGAGCAAGGCCUGCCUCAGAACUUCAGAAACAUUACGAUGCAUUUCAUCACACCAGUUAAUUUAUAAAGACCUUUUAACCUUUGUAAAUAUUAUUACAUUCGCUGCAUUUUUCUUUUAUUUGCAGUAUUGCAAGUUUGUGUUUACAAUUUAUAAUGAAAUGUAAAUCGUUUAAUAUUUUUUUAGGAAUUCACCAAUGCAUUUCCUGCUACGUACUGUAUGUCUUUUUACAUUAAAAGAGGAUUUAUUAUUA
Molecule: messenger RNA, 1350 nt
Organism: Cyprinus carpio (common carp)
Lineage: Eukaryota; Metazoa; Chordata; Actinopteri; Cypriniformes; Cyprinidae
Gene: tmem154
Source: RefSeq, a predicted model, not a curated record